Schistosoma bovis is the source of this 2515-nucleotide messenger RNA. Lineage: Eukaryota; Metazoa; Platyhelminthes; Trematoda; Strigeidida; Schistosomatidae. The record is from the annotation of a GenBank genome assembly.
ACGUUUCGUAAUUUAAUCAAAUUUUAGAUAGUUAAUACAUAACCACAACUAAUCGUUGUAUUGUUUUACCAAAUAUUUAUGCUGUUCGCCAUUUCUUUCUAUGUUAUAUGAAAUUGUAUGCUAAUGUAUUCUGAGUUCGAUUAUUUGGAUGUUCGAAGAACUUGAUUAAAAUAUUAUGAGGUUUUUUAUUACGCAGUUUUUAGUUAUUGCGAAAUCAAAGCUGCAAAUCAGUAUUUUCAUGCCACUAGUAACUUUUAAUUCUUCAGUAAACAAGUUCAAAAAUUUCUCUAAUGUUUGUAACAAUAGCCUUGAAUAUACAUUCCAACGACCAGAGCGUAAACACAUACCUUGUUAAGUGUGUACAAUUUAUUUUAUAUUAUCAAAUGACAUAUUCCCAAACUGACGAUAACUACAUGCAUUUUUUACCUCUCAAUCGAAGGAUUCUGUCGUUUUUAUCAUUACAUCAGUCCUGACAGGCACUUUUCAAUCUAAUUUUCUUUCCUCUAGCACAUCCUUUAAACUAUUGGGUAACUAUGUCGAAAAAUUUUAUUCAGUGAUAUGAAAAACGGCCCAUUCUCAUUAUAUUAAUCUAACACAAUAAUGUUUAUUGAUGAUUCAAGUAGUUGCAGAAUACAGAUUUAACCGGUCUAAUUACCAUUGAUAACGCGUGCUGAGGAAGUUGCCUGGAGUGAUAUCUUUUAAAGUUACCAUCGUCUGAACAAGAUUUGAAAACACAUUCUAAAGAUGCACAAAGAUCUGAAUUAUCCACAUUUAAUUCUUCAAUAGGAGUGUUGCUUUCUUGUUUGGGUUGUGUCAUAGGAACAGGAAAUAUAUGGCGAUUUCCACGUAUUAUUGCCACAGCCAGUUAUUCUCAAGGAAGUUUAACAUUUCUCAUUGCUUGGGCAAUGUCAUUAUUUGUUUGGUCUCUACCAUUAAGUAUUGUUGAAUAUACACUGGGUCGAUUUACUCGAACAUCUCCACUUGGUGCAUUUCACAGAUUUUUGGGCAAUAAAUUAGUAUGGUUGGGAGGAUGGAUUGUUGCUGUAACUUAUAUGAUCACUGCUUACUUUUCAGUCAUUGUUGGUUGGUGUUUAUAUUAUUUCUAUAAAUCUUGUGCAUUGUCAAGUUUACCGAGAGAUGUAGAAUCAAGUAUUAAAAUUUUCAAUGAGUUCGCACAGGAAUCUUACUGGCCUGCAUUAACCCAUACAUUAGCUGUUGUUAUUGUUGGUGGAUGUAUAUUUGGUGGUAUAAAAUGGAUUGAAAAAGCCAAUAUGGUAUUAGUACCUAUGUUAUUAGGUAUAUUAGUUUUCACAUUCGGAUGGUCAUUAACAAGAAAAUAUUCAGAAGUUGGUAUUACAUUUUUAUUUACUCCAUACUGGGGUAGUAUGUUUACUCCUAGUUUAUGGGUUGCUGCUGCUAGUCAAAAUGCAUUCGAUACUGGCGCAGCUAUGGCUUUAUUCAUUUCAUAUUCAUCAUAUUUUAGUCGGAAAAAUGGUGCUGUACGCCUCGGUACCAUGAUUCCAUUAUGUAACAAUAUGGUCAGUUUACUCUGUGCACUAACAAUUUUCUCAACUGUCUUCUCAACUUUAAUACAAACGUCACCAACAUUAACACGUUCUGGCAUCUUGAAAAUAAUGCAAUCAAAUGGACCUGGUAGCACAGGUCUCACAUUUACCUGGAUCCCUGUCCUAUUCGCCUAUGUUGGUGGUCUGGGAAGAGUUCUCUGUUCAUUGUUCUUCUUAUGUCUCUCCUUCGCGGGGAUUACUUCAUUGAUUGGUCAUGUUCAACUAACAGUUGUAACAGCUAAGGACUUGGGCUUAAGUCAUAGACAAGCUGCAUUUGCUGGUUUAUUCCUCACUCUUGUAUUUGGUAUGCCUUCUGCAAUUAGUAUAAAUGUUCUUACAAAUCAGGACAAUGUUUGGGGUUUCGCACUUAUGUUAUCCGGUUUAUCUAUGGCUGGUCUAAUAAUAAUUUAUGGUCCAAUGAAAUACAGAAGGGUCAUUGUUAAUGAUUUUGGAAUCGAUGAUUGGAAACUUCCAGUUGUUUGGGUCUUUAUGAUAAGUGUUUUGGUACCUUUAUCCGGAACCGGAUUGAUAAUUUGGUGGGCAUAUGAUUUGAUAAAAUCUAAUCCUAAAUGGUAUCAACUUACUUUGGAUUCAAUGACUACUACAUUACUUGAGUGGCUCAUUGUAUUUCUCAUUUUAAUAACUGUGAACGCUAUAGCAGUUUGGCGAAAUAUUGAUUUCUUUCAUAAAGAUAAACAAAACGGUUAUGAUCCUCACAAUCCAGAUUAUAUACCAAAAGAUGAAUUGCAAUCAUUUGAUGAAUUCUUUAUUGUAUCCUCGGAUAGUGUAAAUAUUAGUCGAAAUCAAAUGCAAACACACUUGUAAUUAGUAUAUUUAUAUAUUAUCUCAUAAAUUUAUUUGAUUAACACAGUUUAAUUAUUUCGCCUAUAUAUAAUAUGUAGACAUAUAUGUAUACCCUAUUUUAAAUAAAGUAAACGUUUUUUACCUUC